AUGGCGAGUCUUUUGGGGUCCUAUAGAAGGGAAAAGAAAAAAGUUAAAGAUUCGCUCGGAACCGGCAAAGUGCCGGUGACCCAGGUUCAAGGAGUAUUCGGGCGAAAGGUUGCUCUUCCUUGUGAUGUGACACCACCAGUUGAAGGCGAUGUUGUCCUCAUGGUGUUAUGGUUUCUGGAACCAAGUCAGCAGCCUCUUUAUAGCCUGGAUGCUCGUCGUGUACGCCUGGACGCAGGCCGACGUUGGGCUUCUCCUGACCUGAUGGAAGGCAGAGCGUUCUUUCGCACCGCGUCCAAGCCGGCUGCACUGCUCCUGGACGGGGCAAGAGUCCGGGACGAGGCGAUGUACCGGUGUCGGGUAGAUUUUCGCGAUUCGCCCACCAGGCAUUCUCUCGUCAAUCUCACAGUUGUCGUACCCCCAGGAAGACCUCGUAUUUAUGAUGGGCGAAAUAAUAAUCGCAGUAGCGUCGUGGCUCCUUAUGUUGAAGGCAGUGACGUAGUUCUUAUUUGCGAAGUUGAUGGCGGUCGUCCGACGCCCCGCUUGUCUUGGUUUAUGGAAUCCACACUUCUGGACGAAUCCUGGUUACCCAGGCCGGCGGCCGUUGGUGGAGGAUCAAUCAACCGUCUGCUGCUGCCUGGUGUGGGCAGACAGCAGCAACACGCCAGGCUGGUGUGCCAAGCGGCCAAUACGGAUCUUGUGCAGGCUGCUACGACGGCAAUCGUAUUGGAUAUACAGUUACGUCCGAUUUCAGUGCACAUUUUAAAUAAGAAACAAGAUUGUCUGCUGGGCAAUGAAUACGACACAUUAGGAAUUCUGCACUUCGUUCCAACCAUGGAAGACGAUGGAAAUAUUUAA
Messenger RNA from Ctenocephalides felis (cat flea), 855 nucleotides. Its product is annotated as nectin-2-like. The record is from RefSeq and is a predicted model, not a curated record. NCBI's taxonomy places the organism in Eukaryota, Metazoa, Arthropoda, Insecta, Siphonaptera, Pulicidae. Bases 1 to 855 code for a protein of 284 amino acids. The transcript has 7 exons.